UUAUUUUUCAUCUUGCAAUGCUCAAAAAGUCCACUAUUUUGUUGGAAGAUGAAACAGAAUGAGAGAGACAGAAGAAAGAUGUUUCAUUUCUGAAAUCAAGAACCAUCAUCAUUCAUCACCAGACAAAGAAUUGUUCAAUUUGACAAAAUCCAUACCCUUUUGUCAAAAAUCAAAAACACAUGUGUUGUUGUCUCUCACUUGCUUCAUCUUAUGCCUCUGAGAAGAUAGCUUUAAACCCAUAUGAGCGAAUCUGGUUCUGUUUCUCUGGCUAAUGAUGAUUCACGAGAUUGAGAUUCCUUAAAAGUUUUGAUUUUUGUUCUUCUUUUUUAUAGAUUGCUUCAUCUUCAAUUUUCACUUUUCUUUUGUAUUAAAUAAUUUCUUGUUCCGAGGGGUUUUCUUGUUUCUGACAAAUAAAAACCUUUCCUUUUCUCUCUCUGCUGUGAACUAACAUUAAUCAAUUAUCUGUCUCUGAGUUUUUAUGACAACUCAAGUUGUCUUCUUGUUGAGAGUUCUGCAAUAAUUAUAAUAAUGAUAAGUUUAGUGUUCUUUUUCCUUUGUUCCUAACUACCAUUCUUUUACAUUGGAUACGUUGAGUUUGUUGUCUUUGUCUCCAUUCCACUUCCACUUCCUCUUUGUUUGUCAGAAAUUGGAUCUCGUUCAAGUCAUCUAAGAAAAAAAAUGUUAAUUUCAGCUGAAAAAGGAGAGAUCUUGAUCCCUCAAUCUCCAGUUAGCUCAAUGUCUGUUCCUGAAUCUAUUGAAUCAGUUGUUCCUUUGGUCUAUACUGAUGUAAAUGUUGUUCCUGAACAUGAAAGGAAUCAGCUUGAAAAGUCAAUUUCAAACCUUGAAGGGGAAGUUUUGGAGUUGAAGUCAAAGCUAAAGUCAUUGGAGGAAAAGAGAAGGGAAGUUCUGAAUAAGAUUAUAGACACUAAAGGAAGUAUACGUGUGUUUUGUAGAGUUAGGCCAUUUCUAUUGACGGAAAGGAGACCGAUUAGGGAACCUGUUUCGUUUGGACCGGAUAAUAUUGUUAUAAGAUCUGCUGGAAGUCGAAAGGAAUUUGAGUUUGAUAAGGUUUUUCAUCAAUCAGCAACUCAAGAAGACGUUUUCGGAGAAGUGAAACCGAUUCUUAGAUCUGCUCUUGAUGGUCACAAUGUAUGUGUCUUGGCGUAUGGUCAAACGGGGACUGGCAAGACUUUCACCAUGGAUGGCACAAAUGAGCAACCAGGUCUUGCUCCUAGAGCUAUUAAAGAGCUUUUCAAUGAAGCUUCAAUGGAUCCUACACAUUCUGUGACUUUUAAAAUGAGUAUGUUGGAAAUCUACAUGGGUAACCUGAAAGAUUUGUUGUCUGCAAGACAGUCUUUGAAGUCAUAUGAAGCCUCAGCUAAAUGCAACCUUAAUAUUCAAGUAGACUUAAAGGGUUCGGUCGAAAUUGAGGGUUUGACUGAAGUGGAAGUACCGGAUUUUACAAAGGCUAGAUGGUGGUACAACAAAGGGAGGCGAGUCAGAUCAACUUCUUGGACAAAUGUAAACGAAACUUCAAGCAGAUCUCAUUGUUUAACAAGGAUCACAAUCUUUCGUCGUGGGGAUGCUGUGGGGUCAAAAACUGAAGUUAGCAAGCUUUGGAUGAUAGAUCUUGGAGGAAGUGAGAGGCUCUUGAAAACUGGAGCUAUAGGGCAAACUAUGGAUGAGGGAAGGGCCAUAAACCUCUCACUGUCCGCUCUUGGAGACGUGAUUGCAGCGUUAAGGAGAAAGAAGGGACAUGUGCCUUACAGGAACAGCAAGCUAACUCAAAUUCUUAAAGAUUCUCUAGGUACUAGAUCAAAGGUUCUGAUGCUUGUGCACAUAAGUCCACGUGAUGAAGAUGUUGGUGAAACAAUUUGCUCUCUGAGCUUUACUAAACGUGCGAGAGCCUUAGAGUCUAACAGAGGAUUAACAUCAGAACUCCAAAAGCUAAGAGAAAAGAAAAUAUCGGAACUUGAAGUGGAAAUGCGAGAAACUCAAGACAACUGCAAGAAGAUCAAAGCGCGGUUACUGGAAGCAGAGUGUCUGCUUAAUGAAAACAAGAAACUCUUUUGGAUCACCAAUGAUAAGCAUCUAGAAGAUAUCGAAAAGAAAGUUCUUUCGCCUUUAGAUCAUCUACAAGAGACGGAUGCAACCCCAAAAUCAUCUGAUAAACUAGUCAAAAUAAGCAAGAGUUCUGGUUUUGUCCCACGUUUCAUGACUUCAACUGUUGCUAGUCGCCAAAGGCAAACAAUGUCAGAGAAGGAAAUCAAUGCAAAGGCUCAGAGCAUACGAUCAAUGGUUAAAAACCUUACUCAAUUCUCCACUUCUCAAUCGCUUAGCCUCUCUGACUCACGCAACAGAGUUCUCCUUAGAAGAUCAUACACAAAGCCGCUUCAAGCUACAGCUAACAGUGGAACAACACCAGAAACGCCUAAAAGACAUAUCAAGGAUAAUUCUUUACAGAGAAAGAAUAUGAAUGAUACUUCUUCACCAAGGAGCAAGAUGGUUACUUCAUCGGAUCCAAAUGUGAGAGCUAAACUGUGUCACCACAGACGAAGAAUGUCAAGCUUGACAUGAUAUAACAGUAAUCAGUCAAGAAAUCUUUCAUCUUUCUUUUCCAUCUCUUGUGAAAGUGCUGAGUAUGAGCCUGAGUAGGAUGAGGUUGAGGCGGCGUCCUCCAGUAGAGUAAGGACCAUUUGAACCUGAGUAAGGCGAUGGUCGACUCGCGAUUUUAGGAGCAUUUGAACUUGUGGAUUUUGCAGUUCUGGUUUUAAAAGGACACAGCCCUCAAGUUACUUUUUUUUUGCUUACAUCUGAGAGCAUGCCUAUAUGUUUUGUUUGUGAUUGUUUCUCAAAGUUUUCUUUGGGUUGGUGAUAGUUUGAUGUUGGAUGUUUUUAUGGGGUUCACAGAAACUGGAUCAUAAUUAAUAGUCCAGAUUCUGUCUUCUUUGGAGGGUUCAGAGAGAUGUGUGAAAAGGUUUGAGGGUUUUAUUUUGUCAUCGUUUGAAGUUCUUGAUGGCACAAUAGUGUUGUGGAUUUUGGCUUCAUUGUAUCUUACUUUUUUUGUUUGUUUGUAACAACUCUUUCUAUAUACUACUAGAUAAGGACCCGCACAUCGUGCGGGUUUUAAACUU
Arabidopsis lyrata subsp. lyrata is the source of this 3134-nucleotide messenger RNA. RefSeq names its product kinesin-like protein KIN-14U. Lineage: Eukaryota; Viridiplantae; Streptophyta; Magnoliopsida; Brassicales; Brassicaceae. Gene Ontology annotation, molecular function: ATP binding; microtubule binding; microtubule motor activity. The record is from RefSeq and is a predicted model, not a curated record. The transcript is spliced from 10 exons. The coding region runs from base 679 to 2577 and encodes 632 amino acids. Gene Ontology annotation, biological process: microtubule-based movement.